AGGGAGGGAGGGGAGAGGAGAGAGCGCGAGCGAAGAGACAGAGAGAGAGAGAGAGAGAGAGAGAGAGAGAGAGAGAGGAGCGAGGUGUAGGGAAAUCGAGGGGGAGAGAACCCGAGUGUGUGUAUGCGUGUGCGUGUGUGAGCGCGAGCGAGCGAGUGAGGGAGAGGAGCGAGAGAGUGCGAGCGAGAAAGAAUAAAAGGAAAGAAGAUUUUCUCUAUGUAUAUAAAGAUGGCCACGUUAGCAAACGGACAGGCUGACAACGCGAGCCUCAGUACCAACGGGCUCGGCGGCAGCCCGGGCAGCGCCGGGCACAUGAACGGAUUAAGCCACAGCCCGGGGAACCCGUCGACCAUUCCCAUGAAGGACCACGAUGCCAUCAAGCUGUUCAUUGGGCAGAUCCCCCGAAACCUGGAUGAGAAGGACCUCAAGCCCCUCUUCGAGGAGUUUGGCAAGAUCUACGAGCUCACGGUUCUGAAGGACAGGUUCACAGGCAUGCACAAAGGCUGCGCUUUCCUCACCUACUGCGAGCGUGAGUCAGCGCUGAAGGCCCAGAGCGCGCUGCACGAGCAGAAGACUCUGCCCGGGAUGAACCGGCCAAUCCAGGUGAAGCCCGCGGACAGCGAGAGCCGAGGAGGUAGUAGCUGCCUGCGCCAGCCCCCUUCACAAGAUAGAAAACUCUUCGUGGGUAUGCUCAAUAAGCAGCAGUCCGAGGACGACGUGCGCCGCCUCUUCGAGGCCUUCGGGAACAUCGAGGAGUGCACCAUCCUGCGCGGGCCAGACGGCAACAGCAAGGGGUGCGCCUUCGUGAAGUACUCCUCGCACGCAGAGGCGCAAGCCGCGAUCAACGCUCUGCAUGGCAGCCAGACCAUGCCGGGAGCCUCAUCCAGUCUGGUGGUCAAGUUCGCGGACACUGACAAGGAGCGCACGAUGCGGCGAAUGCAGCAGAUGGCUGGCCAGAUGGGCAUGUUCAACCCCAUGGCCAUCCCCUUCGGGGCUUACGGCGCCUAUGCUCAGGCACUGAUGCAGCAGCAAGCGGCCCUCAUGGCAUCAGUUGCACAGGGUGGCUACCUGAACCCCAUGGCUGCCUUCGCUGCCGCCCAGAUGCAGCAGAUGGCGGCCCUCAACAUGAACGGCCUGGCGGCCGCACCUAUGACCCCAACCUCAGGUGGCAGCACCCCUCCAGGCAUAACUGCACCAGCCGUGCCUAGCAUCCCAUCCCCCAUUGGGGUGAACGGCUUCACUGGCCUCCCCCCACAGGCCAAUGGGCAACCUGCUGCAGAAGCUGUAUUUGCCAAUGGCAUCCACCCCUACCCAGCACAGAGCCCCACCGCCGCGGACCCCCUGCAGCAGGCCUACGCCGGAGUGCAGCAGUAUGCAGGUCCAGCUGCCUACCCUGCUGCCUAUGGUCAGAUAAGCCAGGCCUUUCCUCAGCCACCUCCAAUGAUUCCCCAGCAACAGAGAGAAGGGCCCGAGGGCUGUAACCUGUUCAUCUACCAUCUGCCCCAGGAGUUUGGGGACGCUGAGCUGAUGCAGAUGUUCCUCCCUUUCGGCCCCCAGAGCUGGGCAUUGUUGAGGAGCCAGGAGGAGACUGACUGGUCCCUGCCCUCAGGAAGCCUAAGCUCUGAGCCCAGAUGGAAAUCACAGCUACUGAACUGCAGUGAGCUCUGCGAGGCACCGAGCAAUGAAGCCAUCAGGAAGGCAGAGGAAAGACAGACUGGGCAGAGGCUUCGUGAGCUUCGACAACCCGGCCAGCGCGCAGACCGCCAUCCAGGCCAUGAACGGCUUCCAGAUCGGCAUGAAGAGGCUCAAGGUGCAGCUGAAGCGGCCCAAAGACGCCAAUCGCCCAUACUGAGCGCCGGCGGGAGCGUCCCCCGGGGGAGACCAGGACUCGCACAGGGCCAGUCAAAUCCACCACAGUCUCGCGCUGAGCUAGGAAUAAAGUUCACGUAAUCACAUGAGAGUGGAGAAAAGUCCCCCAUCCGGCAGGAUGCUGAACGGGCUACAUUAAAAAAAAAAAAAAAAAACCUCUUUCUCUCUCUAUUUAUAAAUGAGAACUGUUGGAUGACACCUUUGACAUAUCAGCCAAUAUCAGUCAAGCUGAAGACUCCAGACACUCUGUGUGACUGUAACAUUUCUUCAAGGAAAGUAUAGCGUCUAUGGAGUUCAGAGGGCACGUGUUUGGGGAAAAAAUAUACAUGACAUAAAGAAGACGACGACGAAGAAAAAUGAGAAAACAAAAACACAAAAAAGGCAACUUUAAAACAAAGUAACGUGAGACCAGACGGGGAGGCUGAAGGGCUGGGCACUGGGAGGAGACGCUGCUGCUCACCGAACCCUGGGCUUUUCCAGCCUGUGGGCGCCUGAGGCAGGCGGGGCAAGCGUGCUGUGGGGCCUGGUCCCGGGUGAGGCCAGGAGGCCGCCACUGAGCAUCUCUGUCAUUCCUUUAGCUAUUUAGGGACCAAAGGACCAAACUUUUUAUUGCAGAUGUGUAGCUCUAUGUCAAAUAGAGGGGGAAUGGAGAACCACCUCCUUCCUGCCUCCUGGCUGUUCUUGUAACAGCCUAGAGCGAUUCUAUGAAAAAUGUAAUAAAAAAAAACUUAAAAAAAAAACAAAAAAAGAAAAAAAAGAAAAAAAAGAAAAAAUAAUAAUGCUUCAAUGCUUUUGAAACAGCAAGAUACUAGUUCUUUGAUACUUUGAGAGGCGCUUUGAUUACCCUCAUUGAAGUCUAUGACACUUUCCUAUGGUUUUCUGUAUUAUAUGUCUGGAUGGAGCUGUUAAGAUGAACACAUUGCUGGAUGUUUGGGGAAAGCAACAAAAGUAUUAAAACUCAUUAACUGUGAAGUGUGAGAACACGGGAGGGAAACAAACUUCCAAGGCAAGGUAAUUGUGAAAAGUCUGUAAAUGCUUCUCUUCCCCCUCUUAAAAUCAUAAUAGUUGUACAGAAUUUUAAAAAGGAAAAGUUUAAAAUACCUAUAUAAUAGAAGAAAAAUUAGAGGAAAGCAAAAAAUAAAAAAAAAUAAUAAAAAAGGAAAAAAAAAACCUAUAGAAGUUAGCGUUACUGCUAAAAUCCCAGAUGUUGUAGGACUGUACUUUUGUAGAGUUUAGACUGAGCAUCAAUCCCUUCUCCCCUCGAGUGCUGUCGGACGCCGUCGUCCCGAGGGCCAGGCCGGCCUCUCCCAGACCUGCAGGCUGCGCGCCACGGGCCAGGAAGGGCCCCUCGCCGGCCGCCGCUGCCGCCCGCGCCUCUCGCUUUGCCCCGGGAGGGGAGCCGGGAGCCGCGCUCGCUCGCUCGCUCGCCCGCCCGCCUGCCUUCCGCAAGCCCUCGACACCUCCCGCUUCACUCGCCGCCUUCCAUGCUUGUUCCAGAGACUUUCCGGGCAAGGGAGAACUGGGAACUUUCAUCUUAAAACAACUAGACAACACACACACACACAAAAACCUUAAAAAAAAGAGAGAGAGAAAAAUAAACAAUCUUUGAAGAAUUUCUGAAACUGUUUACAAGGAAUUUUGAAAAACAGGGAUGUUUAAAUGAUGCCGGCUCUGUUUUUCUGUAAAUAAAUUUGCAUAUUUUGUAGGACUUUUAAUUGUAAUGAUAGAGAAAAAACAAGGAAAACUAUUUAAUGAAAGCACGAUAUUUAUCUUUGGUAAAUGACUUUAGAGCAGUUAAAGACAUUGCUUAAAAACUCAGAAUCAGAAAAAACACUGAAUUAUUUAAGAACACAUAUAUUUUAAAGUAUAUCAUAUUUAUUAUAAUUUAUUUGCACCGUUGGGAAGACUUAUUUUGGCAUUCUGCCUCAAUAACUUCUCAUUGAUGUCCAAUUCAUCUGGAGGCCAGAGGGACUUGCGGACCUAUCAUUUUUUUUCUUUUUUUCUUUUAGAAGAACAAAUUUCUGGUUCCUCUCAGGCCUUCUGUCUUUCCUUUCUGUCAAUUUUGUUAUUGUUGUUGUUGUUGUUUUAAUUUUCUUUUUCUUUUUCUUGACUCCUCCUUUUAGGAUGUCCAAAUGUUGUAAAAACAAAACAAAACAAAACAGCUGCAGUUCAGUACAACUGCUCUUUUCACACUCAACUCCCUAAAACUCCUUGUAACCUUCUGUAACUAUUGGAUGACGCUUUCUCCAGCUUAGCCCUAAAUAAAGCACAGUUUAAAAAAAAAAA
Molecule: messenger RNA, 4155 nt
Organism: Heterocephalus glaber (naked mole-rat)
Lineage: Eukaryota; Metazoa; Chordata; Mammalia; Rodentia; Bathyergidae
Gene: Celf4
Product: CUGBP Elav-like family member 4
Molecular function (GO): RNA binding
Source: RefSeq, a predicted model, not a curated record